CCUUCUUCAAUUUCCAUGGCAACGGCAUCAUCUCCGAUCACCGCAGCCGGCGGUCAUUCUUCACAGCCUUAUGAUCGAGCCAAAGCGGUCAAGGAGUUCGACGAAUCCAAAGUCGGAGUCAAAGGCCUCAUGGACUCCGGCAUCUCCACCAUCCCUCCUUUCUUCGUUUUCCCUCCUGACUCCCGAUGCGACCUCAAACCCCGUCCAGGAAGCGAGUCCCAAAUCCCAACCAUCGACCUCUCCGGUGUCGUCAACGUCGACUCCCCCGAUCGCCGCUCCGCCGUCGUAGACCAAAUACGCUCCGCCGCCUCCACAGUCGGCUUCUUUCAGAUCAUCAACCACGGCAUCCCCUUGGAAGUCCUCGACCGCACAAUCUCCUCCGUCAAGGCGUUCCACGAACAACCAACGGAGAUCAAGGCGCGACUGUACCACAGGGUGCCGACGACCGGCGUGAACUUCAUAUCAAACGUAGAUUUGUACAGUUCACAGGCCGCGAGCUGGAGGGACACACUGCAGGUAAAGCUGAACCCUCCCGUAGAAGACCCGAACCUGGUUCCGGAGGUGUGUAGGGCGGAGCUGAUGGAGUGGAACCGGCAGAUCGAACGGCUGGGAGAGAUGUUGAUGGGAUUGCUGAGCGAAGGUCUGGGAUUGAAGAGGGAGAGGUUGAAGGAGAUGACGUUCAACGAGGGAAGAAUGAUGGUGGGACAUUAUUACCCGAAUUGCCCUCAGCCUGAUCUCACGGUGGGGCUGAACACUCACGCGGAUCCAGGCGCGUUGACGAUUCUUCUUCAGGACCACAUCGGAGGAUUGCAAGUUAGAAACGGCGAUGACUGGAUUGAUGUGAGAUCGCCUCCUGGAGCUUUGGUUAUCAACAUCGGCGAUUUACUUCAGAUUGUUUCGAAUGAGGAAUACAAGAGUGCGCAGCACAGAGUGUUGGCGAAUUGUUCGAAGGAGCCACGCGUGUCGGUGGCAGUCUUCCUGAACCCAGGUGCCAGAGAGGAUGUCUAUGGGCCACUGCCAGAGCUCACAUCUGAGGAGAAUCCCCCCAAGUAUAGGAACUUCACGUUGAACGAGUUCCUGGCAAGGUUCUUCAAGAAGGAGCUGGAUGGCAAAUCUCUCACUAAUUUCUUUAGGAUCUGAAUCAUUUCUACACAUUCACUGCUUUUUUGAAUCCAAAAGUGUUGUAUAUUGCAUAAAUUGUUCGUGAUUUAAUAUAUAUAAUCUAACUUUUUAUGUUCCUA
Neltuma alba is the source of this 1241-nucleotide messenger RNA. Its product is annotated as 1-aminocyclopropane-1-carboxylate oxidase homolog 4. Bases 16 to 1140 code for a protein of 374 amino acids. NCBI's taxonomy places the organism in Eukaryota, Viridiplantae, Streptophyta, Magnoliopsida, Fabales, Fabaceae. The record is from RefSeq and is a predicted model, not a curated record. The transcript has 2 exons.